AACUAAGUUGUUCAAUUCACUUGAGCAUUUGGAGAAGAAAUUGUAGCUGGGAAAUAUAUAAAAGGGUUUUGAAAUCUGUAGAUCCCUCUUGUGACUUCAGAUGUAGUUGUUUAAAAUAAAUGCAGAUGUUGGACCAUGUCAGAAAUCUUGUCAAGAGUGUGGAUUGUUUCACACAGAGUGGAGAUGUGGCUUCUCAUUCUGGUGGCGUAUUUGUUCCAAAGAAAUGUGAAUUCAGGACAUAUGCCUACUAAAGCUGUGGACCCAGAAGCAUUCAUGAAUGUUAGCGAAAUCAUCCUCCAUAAAGGCUAUCCCUGUGAGGAGUAUGAAGUUGCAACUGAAGAUGGGUAUAUCCUCUCCAUUAACAGAAUUCCUCAAGGCCUACUAUCACUUAAGAAGAAAGGUUCCAGGCCAGUGGUGCUCCUGCAGCACGGCCUGCUUGGAGAUGCCAGCAACUGGAUUUCCAACCUGCCCAACAACAGCCUGGGCUUCAUUCUGGCCGAUGCUGGUUUUGAUGUGUGGAUGGGGAACAGCAGGGGAAACACCUGGUCUCGGAAACACAAGACCCUCUCUAUAGAGCAAGAUGAGUUCUGGGCUUUCAGUUACGAUGAGAUGGCUAGGUUUGACCUUCCUGCAGUGAUAAACUUUAUUUUGCAGAAAACGGGCCAGAAAAAGAUCUAUUAUGUCGGCUAUUCACAGGGCACCACCAUGGGCUUUAUUGCAUUUUCCACGAUGCCAGAGCUGGCUCAGAAAAUCAAAAUGUAUUUUGCUUUAGCACCCAUAGCCACUGUUAAAUAUGCAAAGAGCCCUGGGACCAAAUUUUUGUUGCUGCCAGAUAUGAUGAUCAGGGGAUUGUUUGGCAAAAAAGAAUUUCUGUACCAGACCAGAUUUUUCAGACAGUUUGUUAUUUACCUUUGUGGCCAGAUGAUCCUCGAUCAAAUCUGUAGCAAUAUCAUACUACUUCUAGGAGGAUUUAACACGAACAAUAUGAACAUGAGUCGAGCAAAUGUGUAUGUCGCCCACACUCCUGCUGGGACAUCUGUGCAAAAUAUUUUACACUGGAGCCAGGCAGUGAAUUCUGGGGAACUCCGAGCAUUUGACUGGGGGAGCGAGACCAAAAAUCUGGAGAAAGGCAAUCAGCCAACACCUGUGAAAUAUAAAGUUCGAGAUAUGACAGUCCCGACAGCGAUGUGGACGGGAGGUCAGGACUGGCUUUCAAAUCCAGAAGAUGUGAAGACACUGCUCUCUGAAGUGACCAACCUCAUCUACCACAAGAACAUUCCUGAAUGGGCUCAUGUGGAUUUCAUUUGGGGGUUGGAUGCUCCUCACCGUAUGUACAAUGAGAUCAUACAUCUGAUGAAGCAGGAGGAGACCAACCUUUCCCAGGGAACUUGCAAGGUCACACUGUAAAGCCUCUGAUACUGACAAGUUUGGGGGACAAUCUUAUGGGG
Messenger RNA from Marmota flaviventris (yellow-bellied marmot), 1448 nucleotides. It is a transcript of the gene Lipm, whose product is annotated as lipase family member M. Gene Ontology annotation, molecular function: hydrolase activity, acting on ester bonds. NCBI's taxonomy places the organism in Eukaryota, Metazoa, Chordata, Mammalia, Rodentia, Sciuridae. The record is from RefSeq and is a predicted model, not a curated record.